Messenger RNA from Cokeromyces recurvatus, 1087 nucleotides. Its product is annotated as 39S mitochondrial ribosomal protein L46-domain-containing protein. Gene Ontology annotation, molecular function: structural constituent of ribosome. The coding region runs from base 98 to 898 and encodes 266 amino acids. The transcript is spliced from 2 exons. Gene Ontology annotation, cellular component: mitochondrial large ribosomal subunit. The record is from RefSeq and is a predicted model, not a curated record. Lineage: Eukaryota; Fungi; Mucoromycota; Mucoromycetes; Mucorales; Mucoraceae.
CCCGGUUGUUUGGAGGGAUAACUAACUUUUUUGUCUCUAAUAAAGCACCCCCUUACUCUCUCUCUCUCUCUCUUUCCUUCCCCUCUCUGUUGCUUAUAUGCUUAAAAAUAUACUUUUUAAUAGUAAACGAGGAUUGGCCACUAUUUCUCCUCUUGUGAUCAAGAAUAGUCGCAUUCAGGCAUCUGUCAUCUUAUCUCGCACACCCCAAAUCACUCGUGACGCUACUCCAUUUGAAAAGGCCUAUUUUGAUUACCGAGAGAAAUUGGAACGUCAGGAAUCAACUACUACACCCACUGAAUUUUAUUUCAAAAAGGGCUCAGUUGCUGAACGCCGUUGGAAGAAUGAUGAAGAAGCUCGUGAGAAAGUUAUGAAUGAUCCUACAAAGUCGAUGACUGAAGCUGUUGAAGAAUCCCGAAUUAAAUGGGAAAGCGAAAAUGAGAAUUUGGUCGCAGCUAAUAAAGUUGAAAAACUUGGACGAGUUACAAAGGCAGAUUUAGAAAAUGAUACAAAGAGUUUAGAUCGUGCUUUACAAAGAACAUUGUACCUUGUCGUUAAGAAUACAAAUGAUCCCCUGAACCCCUGGCAGUUUCCUCAAGGACCUGUCGAUACUUCAGAAUAUUUACACGAGGCAGCAAAGCGUACAUUACAAGAGCAAUGUGGAGCUGAUAUGGAUACCUGGUUUGUUGGACGUCAGCCUAUUAGUAUUUAUAAACAGUCUUCAACUAAAGGACAAGAUAAUGGAGUAAAGACAUUCUUUAUGAAGGCACGAGUAUAUGCUGGCCAAGUUAAACCUGGUAAAGAUAUUAGUGAUUUUGCUUGGUUAACAAAGGAAGAAUUAGUCAAUACAUUAUCUCGAGAUUAUUAUAAAGCAGUCAAAGAUAGUUUAGGUGAUCUUUAAAACCUGCAUUUUUUAAUUUAUUAGAAUUUCUACUAUGUACAUAAAUAUUAUAUUUUUUUUUUAUUAUUCAAAUAUAUAAAUGUAAAGAGGAUAUACACACAUGCAUAUACAUUUAUAUAUGUACAUAGUAUGUAUUUAUUUCAAGUGGUCAUCAAAUGACUAUUAGAUUGGGAAUAUUUAAUUGGGGAA